GUGCCCAUCCACCACCACCACCAACCAUUCCACACCUCUACACCGACGCCGACGCCGCGCGCAUCGAAUAGCGCUCUUCCCCUCUUGCCCUCUUCUCCUCCCCUCCUCCUCACACUCUCUCCCGUCCCGUCCCGCGGUCACCGCGUUUGCCCGCCAUGGACGCUUCGGCGACGUGCUACACCAUCAUCCACGAUGACCUUCUCGACGCGCCCUCGUCCCAGGACCUCCGCAACGCCCUCCAGAAGGGCUCGGACGAGGUCAAGCUCGAGACUAUGCGCCGCAUCAUCGUCGGCACCCUCAACGGCCAGAGCCAUCCCACGCUGCUCAUGCCAAUCAUCCAAUAUGUCAUGCCGUCGCGCAACAAGCAGCUCAAGAAGCUGCUCCACUUCUACUGGGAAAUCUGCCCCAAGUUCGACGACAACGGCAAGCUUAAGCAGGAGAUGAUCCUGGUGUGCAAUGCUAUCCGUAACGAUCUCCAGCACCCGAACGAGUAUAUCCGCGGCGCGACGCUGCGUUUCCUCCAGAAGAUCCGCGAGGCCGAACUUCUUGAGCCCCUUAUCCCGACAGUGCGCUCGUGCUUGGAACACCGUCACUCGUUUGUUCGCAAGAACGCCGUGUUUACGGUCUACACGAUCUACCAGGACCACGAGCACCUCAUCCCCGAUGCGCCCGAGCUGCUCGACACGUUCCUUGUCGCAGAGUCGGACGCAACGUGCAAGCGCAACGCGUUUGUGUCGCUGUGCAACAUUUCGCAGCCCACUGCCGUGCGCUACCUACUCUCGAUGGCCGACCAGAUUGCCGGCAUGGACGAGCUCAUGCAGAUGGCCGUCAUCGAGCUUAUCCGCAAGGAGGCCCGCAAGGAGGGCGGGCACCGCGCCCGCUGGAUCCGCGCCAUCUUUGAGCUCCUCAACUCGCCUAGCCACGCGAUCAAGUACGAGGCGGCCACCAGCUUGACAACCCUCACCCAGAACCCCGCGGCCAUCAAGGCCGCCGCUGCUGCGUUCGCCGAGCUGAUUGUGAAGGAGGCCGACAACAACGUCAAGCUCAUCGUCCUGGACCGCUUCGAUGCCCUUCGUUCCAAGCACGAGCAUGUUCUUGACUCCAUGGUCAUGGACAUCCUCAAGGUGCUAAACAGCCCCGACAUGGAGGUCAAGCGCAAGGCCAUCGGCAUCGCGCUUCAGAUGGUGACGAGCCGCAACGUUGAGGACGUCGUGCUGUUCCUGAAGAAGCAGCUGCAGUCCACCUUGGACGGCGACUUUGACAAGAACAUCGAGUAUCGCCAGCUGCUCAUUCAGAGCAUCCACUCGUGCGCUAUCAAGUUCUCCGAGGUCGCUGCCAACGUCGUCUACGUUCUCAUGGACUUCCUCGGCGACUCCAACAACCCCUCGGCCGUCGACGUCAUUUCGUUUGUGCGCGAGGUUGUUGAGAAGUUCCCAGAUCUCCGCCCCACCAUCACCGAGAAGCUUGUGCAGACCUUCUCCGAGAUCAAAUCGGGCAAGGUGUUCAGAGGAGCCAUGUGGAUUGUUGGCGAGUACUGUACGGGCGCGACGGACAUCAAGCGCGCAUUGUUCGAGCUGCGCAAGGUGAUUGGCGAGAUCCCUAUCUUGGCGUCCGAGCAGCGGCUACUGGACGAGGCUGAAGCGGCCGACGAGGCGGCAGGCGUCCCGGAGAAGGAGGAAGCACCGAAGGCGGUCACCACAACCCGUGUUCUUGCCGACGGGACAUACGCGACGGAGACUGUGUACACAUCGACUGCGGCUGCGGCGCGCCUGGAGCAGGUUCGCGCUGCAGCCAAACCACCACUGCGUGCGCUCAUUCUCGGCGGCGACUUCUUCACAGCCACCGUUCUCGCCUCCACGCUCACCAAGCUGGUGCUGCGGUUCUCCGAUCUCAACGCCGAUGCGCAGACCCUCAACACGCUGCGUGCCGAGGCGAUCCUGAUCAUGACGUCCAUCAUCCGAGUGGGCCAGUCCAAGUUUGUGUCAGCGCCCAUUGACGAGGACUCGCAGGAGCGGAUCAUGAACUGCAUCGAGUCGUUGGCAGAGCUGCAGAACUCGAAGGCGGUCCACGAAAUCUUCUUGUCCGACACGCAGGCAGCGUACGCCAAGAUGCUGGCAGCCGAGGAGAAGAAGGCCAAGGCCAAGAAGGCGCUAGAGUCGAAGAAGGCGCAGGUGCAGGCCGACGACCUCAUUCAGUUCUCACAGCUUGUGACAAAGCGUAACACUGAUGAGGACGACUUUGAGGCCGACGUUGUGCGUGCAACUGGCGCUGCGGAGGUCAAGGAUGACUUUGUGUCCAAGCUCGCACGGAUAGUGCAGCUCACGGGUUUCUCGGACCCAGUGUAUGCUGAGGCUGUUGUCAACAUCCAGCAGUUCGACAUCAUGCUCGAUGUCCUUAUCGUCAACCAGACGAACGAGACGAUGCAGAACCUCACGAUUGAGUUUGCUACGCUGGGCGACCUCAAGCUCGUUGAGCGGCCAGCACCAUACACGCUCGCGCCGCACGGGUUCCACAACAUCAAGGCGACGAUCAAGGUGUCGUCGACCGAGACGGGUGUCAUCUUCGGCAACAUUGUGUACGACAAGCAGGGCGCAUCUGACGCGAGCGUCAACAUUGUCCUCAACGACGUCCACGUCGACAUCAUGGACUACAUCAAGCCGGCGUACUGCAACGAGGCGCAGUUCCGGAGCAUGUGGACCGAGUUUGAAUGGGAGAACAAGGUCAACGUCAACACGCAGAUUUCGGACCUGCGCGCAUACCUCGACCACAUUAUGAAGAGCACCAACAUGGCGUGCCUCACGCCGGACGCGUCGCUGUCGGGCAACUGCGAUUUCCUGAGCGCCAACCUGUGUGCGCGCUCGCUGUUCGGCGAGGACGCGCUGGCCAACCUCUCGAUCGAGAAGACGGAGGACGGUGCGAUUCAGGGCCACGUGCGGAUCCGCUCAAAGACGCAGGGCAUUGCGCUGUCCCUCGGCGACCGCAUUACGCUGUUGCAAAAGACGCUCAAGACAUAGGAGCUAGAUGUACU
Cutaneotrichosporon oleaginosum is the source of this 3028-nucleotide messenger RNA. RefSeq lists its product as uncharacterized. Gene Ontology annotation, molecular function: structural molecule activity. The record is from RefSeq and is a predicted model, not a curated record. Gene Ontology annotation, cellular component: cytoplasm; COPI vesicle coat. Gene Ontology annotation, biological process: intracellular protein transport; intra-Golgi vesicle-mediated transport; endoplasmic reticulum to Golgi vesicle-mediated transport. Lineage: Eukaryota; Fungi; Basidiomycota; Tremellomycetes; Trichosporonales; Trichosporonaceae.